GACCGGUGGAAAAAUGAGGCUGGAGUCCCUGCUGCAGCUGGUAUUGCUGCUCUCCCUGCCCAGGAGUCUGGGGGGCAGGGGGUGUCCAUCUCCACCCUGCGAGUGCCACCAGGAGGACGACUUCAAAGUCACCUGCAAGGAUAUUCACCGCAUCCCCAGCCUACCGCCCAGUACGCAGACUCUGAAGCUCACAGAGACUCGUCUGAAAACCAUUCCCAGUCUUGCAUUUUCAAAUCUGCCCAAUAUUUCCAGGAUCUACUUAUCUAUAGAUGGAACUCUGCAGCGGCUGGAAUCACAUUCCUUCUACAAUUUGAGCAAAAUGACUCACAUAGAAAUUCGAAACACCAGAAGCUUAACUUUCAUAGAGCCUGAUGCCCUGAGAGAGCUCCCCCUCCUCAAGUUCCUUGGCAUUUUCAACACUGGACUUAGAAUAUUCCCUGACCUGACCAAAGUUCAUUCCACCGAUGUAUUCUUUAUACUUGAAAUUAUGGACAACCCUUACAUGACUUCAAUCCCUAUAAAUGCCUUUCAGGGACUGUGCAAUGAAACCUUAACACUUUAUCUAAACAAGAAUAAAUACCUGACAGUUAUUGACAAAGAUGCAUUUGGAGGAGUAUACAGUGGACCAACCCUCUUGGACGUGUCUUACACCAGUGUUACUGCCCUGCCGUCYAAAGGCCUGGAGCACCUGAGGGAACUGAUAGCAAGAAACACUUGGACUCUUAAGAAACUUCCACUUUCCUUGAGCUUCCUUCACCUCACACGGGCUGACCUUUCUUAUCCCAGCCACUGCUGUGCUUUUAAGAAUCAGAAGAAAAUCAGAGGAAUCCUUGAGUCCUUGAUGUGUAAUGAGAGCAGUAUCCGGAGUUUGCGUCACAGAAAAUCUGUGAAUGGUCCCAUCUACCAGGAAUAUGAAGAAGACGCGGGUGAUAGCAAUGUUGAAUACAAGCAAAACUCCAAGUUCCAGGAUAUCCACAGCAACUCCCAUUAUUAUGUCUUCUUUGAAGAGCAAGAGGAUGAGAUCAUUGGUUUUGGCCAGGAGCUCAAAAAUGCCCAAGAAGAGACUCUACAAGCCUUUGACAGCCAUUAUGACUACACUGUGUGUGGGGACAAUGAAGACAUGGUGUGUACCCCCAAGUCAGACGAGUUCAACCCCUGUGAAGACAUAAUGGGCUACAAGUUCCUGAGAAUCGUGGUGUGGUUUGUUAGUCUGCUGGCUCUUCUGGGCAAUAUUUUUGUCCUGUUCAUUAUCCUCACUAGCCAUUACAAGCUGACUGUCCCACGCUUUCUGAUGUGCAACUUGGCCUUUGCAGAUUUCUGCAUGGGGAUAUACCUGCUCCUCAUUGCCUCUGUGGACCUCUACACGCACUCUGAGUACUACAACCAUGCCAUCGACUGGCAGACAGGUGCUGGGUGCAACACAGCUGGUUUCUUCACUGUCUUUGCCAGCGAGUUGUCCGUGUACACACUGACGGUCAUUACCCUGGAGCGCUGGUAUGCCAUCACCUUUGCCAUGCGCCUGGACCGGAAGAUCCGCCUCAGGCAUGCCUAUGUCAUCAUGGUGGGUGGCUGGGUUUGCUGCUUCUUGCUUGCCCUGCUCCCUCUGGUGGGAAUAAGUAGCUAUGCCAAGGUCAGCAUCUGCCUGCCCAUGGACACUGAGACCCCUCUUGCUCUGGCCUACAUUGUUCUUGUUCUGUUGCUCAAUAUCGUGGCCUUCGUCAUCGUGUGCUCCUGCUACGUGAAGAUCUACAUCACGGUUCGAAAUCCCCAGUACAACCCUGGAGACAAAGACACCAAAAUUGCCAAAAGGAUGGCUGUGUUGAUCUUCACCGACUUCAUGUGCAUGGCUCCAAUCUCCUUCUAUGCCCUGUCGGCACUUAUGCACAAGCCUCUCAUCACUGUCACCAACUCCAAAAUCUUGCUGGUUCUCUUCUAUCCACUGAACUCCUGUGCCAAUCCAUUCCUCUAUGCUAUUUUCACCAAGGCUUUCCAGAGAGAUGUGUUCAUCCUGCUCAGCAAGUUUGGCAUCUGUAAACGCCGGGCUCAGGCAUACCAGGACCAGAGAGUUUGUCCAAAGAACAGCACCGGUGUUCAGAUCCAUAAGGUUACCAGGGACAUGGGACAGAGUCUCCCCAACAUGCAGGAUGCCUAUGAACUGCUGGAAAAUUCCCACCUAACUCCAAAUAAACAGGGCCAAAUCUCAGAGGAGUAUAAGCAAACAGUCUUGUAA
Messenger RNA from Urocitellus parryii (Arctic ground squirrel), 2230 nucleotides. The record is from RefSeq and is a predicted model, not a curated record. Lineage: Eukaryota; Metazoa; Chordata; Mammalia; Rodentia; Sciuridae.